Molecule: messenger RNA, 423 nt
Organism: Pezoporus flaviventris
Lineage: Eukaryota; Metazoa; Chordata; Aves; Psittaciformes; Psittacidae
Gene: TAC3
Product: tachykinin precursor 3
Exons: 3
Coding region: 7-423 (138 amino acids)
Source: RefSeq, a predicted model, not a curated record
CGGACGAUGAGGACCCGCCCGGUGCUGACGGCGCUGCUCGUCCUGGCGCUGCCGCUUGCCCUCGCCCGCCGCCCCCCCGCCGCCGCCCCGCCGGGCCCCGCACAGGGGAUGCCCGACCCGGAUCCGGUGCCCCGGAGAGCCCGCGGGAGCACCGGGCCCGUCUAUGCCGCCCUGCUGCAGCUGCUGCGGGAGGAGGACGCCGGUCCCCCCGCGGCCGCGGCUCUGCAGAAGCGUAAGUCCCGGCCGGUGCCGGUGCCGGUGGCGGCGCCGCAGCCGGGCCCCGCGGCGCUGAUGGCGGCUCUCUCCGCAGGGGACAUGCACGACUUCUUCGUGGGGCUCAUGGGCAAGCGGGCGGCGGAGCCCGGGCGGCCGGCGCGGGGGGGGGACAGCGGCGGCCGGUGCCCACGGUGCUCCCCGGCGUGA